Messenger RNA from Tetranychus urticae (two-spotted spider mite), 1475 nucleotides. Its product is annotated as zeta-sarcoglycan-like. Lineage: Eukaryota; Metazoa; Arthropoda; Arachnida; Trombidiformes; Tetranychidae. Gene Ontology annotation, cellular component: membrane; sarcoglycan complex. The record is from RefSeq and is a predicted model, not a curated record.
UCAUUGUAAAAUUGAUAAUUCAGUUCUGAUUUGUGCAAAAGAAUGAUAACAAAAUGCUAAAUCAUUCACGGUGGUUAAUUCAUGAUCAUCCAUUAUUUAGCUUUCGAUUUCAUUUCAACUGUUUAACUGUUCAAGUCUAUUAAAGAAAUGCAUUGAAACUUGAUCAAACUUAGAAAUAUUCAAAUGUUUCUAUUGAAUCGCAAACGUUUAUUAAUAGACUCAUUGAGAUGCUUGGCAAAAUUUGGUUUAUAAAUCAACAGAUUUUUUUACCACAAUUAGCCAAAUUAUCUGAAUGAGACUGACUAGUUGUUAUGGAUAAAGUUAUUGUACAAUUUAAGACAUGUUAAAGAUCCACGAAGUUUACAGCUGCUAUGAUCCGCCUUUUAUCGAUUUUUGUACAACUGUUACUUUAUCGUUGAUUCAAACCUAAACAUGGAUAAAAAUGGAUUUAAACUUAAUUAUUUCUGGACAAAUGGAAUAAAUCGAAACUCAUUAAAGUUAGGAUCUCAACCGCAAGCCAAUAGAGAUGGACAUUUGUCCUUUUUUUAUGGUUCAAAUGAUGUCUUUCAAUCACGCUUUUUCACUGUGUUAGUGAUUACAUUGGUGUUUAUCAUUUCACUCAAUUUGUGUUUGAGUUUUUGGAUUAUCAAAUCUCUUCAGGUUGGAAACGGUGGACUUGGUGAUGGUAGUCUUUCAGCAACUCGUAAACGAAUCACUGUUAAAGGAUUAGCUAAAUUCAAUGGACGCCUGACCGCUGAGCAAAUUAAUCCAGUCAAGGAUCAGUCUAUAACAAUUGUUGGUUUAGAUGAAAGUAUUCAAUUAACUAAUGAGAAUGAUUACAAUGAUGAAUCUGUUUCCUUCUUGAUGACCAACUCUAACAUCAGUUAUCAAGGACCUAAUUUUGUCGUUAACAGCCUGAUAAAUGGAUCAAAGCAAAUACUUUUUUCUAUCAACUCUGACCAGUUGAUAACUAACUCACUAGAUGAGAUAAAAAGCACGGAUUAUGGAUUUAAUAUAGAUGAAAAGGUGGAUACACCAUCAAUCAAAAGUGAUUUCUAUCAUGAUCUGAGAUUAGAGGCUCGUACCAAAGGAUUGAAUAUACAUGCAUCUUCAGGUGAUUUGAACAUGAAAGCUCGAACUGGUCCAUUUGAUGUCAAUUCAUUUAAAGAGAUAAUAUUAUCCUCAGAGGACCAGCUGAAGAUUCAUUCAUCUAACAUAAAGUUGGCAUCAUUACCUAAAGAGAAGCAUCGACAUGGUCAUGAGGACUUAUCAAUUCACAAACAAACAAUUGCCUAUCAAGUUUGUAUAUGUGAAAAUGGACGAUUAUUCUUGGCGCCAGGAAACAAAGCAUGUUACUUAUCAUCAAUGACAUGUUCGCCACAAUUCCAGUCUCUUAUUAAUGAACAAGCAGAUUAAAGCAAUCAUUGUAAUCAUUUUUGAUGAUUUGAAUUAAAACAUAAAUUUAUAUCUUAAAA